ACGACUGAAUCCCUUCACUUUGCUAAGCGUUUAGCAUCGUCAGCCGACAUCCAUCACCACUCUGUAAUCGUAAUCUCAUGUUGUUGUUCUUUUUCUUUCUUUUUAUUUUGUUUACUUUUGCACAAGCACGAUUUGUUUAGUCUGUUCAUAUCAUAUGUACUGUUUACAUGCUACUUUACAUUAUUUUAGAUGUAAUAUAUAUUUCACCAGUAAUAACUGUUUAAACGCAUGUUUAAAGAUUUAUAUCAGUGAGUGAAAAUCACUUCAGAGUUUUGUUUUGUUUUGUUUUGUUUGUUUGUUUGUUUUUUCAAGGGGGGGGGGGGUUUAAAAAACGGUUAGUGCAUGUUAGCUGUUUGUACUAGACACACGACUCGUUUGUAUACUGAUUGCCAAAUGAAAGAUUCAGGGCCUCGAUUAACGUCGUUACACACUGAACGUUCCUAAAACACUCCUCACGUGUCAUCAGAACUACUUCCUGUUUUGGCGUCAUCACAGAACACGUAUAGUUCUAGAACCCAGUUCGAGGGGAUUCCGUGAUGCGAAGUAGCAUAAUCCGGGCUUAUUUGAAAUAGUUAAGCUCGGACUAACCAUCCAUGAUUGCGGAAACAGCUAAAUGUCUCACCAUGUCCAGGAAAGUCGUCAGGACAAGUAAAUUCCGCCACGUCUUCGGCCAGGCCUUGAAGGCGGACCAGUGCUACGAUGACAUCAGGAUCUCUCAGAUGACGUGGGACAGCAACUUCUGUUCCGUCAACCCUAAGUUCGUGGCCAUGAUCGUGGACGCCAGCGGAGGAGGAGCCUUCAUCGUCCUGCCGCUCAGCAAGACGGGACGUAUCGAUAUGUCUCAGCCCACCGUCUGCGGACACACCGGACCCGUGCUGGACAUCGAGUGGUGUCCACAUAAUGACAACAUCAUCGCCAGUGGCUCUGAGGACUGCAGCGUAAUGAUCUGGGAGAUUCCUGACGCGGGUCUGACGGUUCCUCUGAAGGAGCCAGUGGUGAAGUUGGAUGGUCACUCGAAGCGUGUGGGGAUCCUUAGCUGGCACCCGACUGCACGCAAUGUCCUCAUGACUGCAGGCUGCGAUAACGUGGUGAUCCUGUGGAACGUGGCUCGCGGUGAAUCCGUGGUGCGAAUCGAGUCCGUACACACCGACAUGAUCUAUAGUGCCUGCUGGAACAGAGACGGCUCGCGCAUCCUUACAUCCUGCAAGGACAAGAAACUGCGUGUCUUCGAUCCACGCAAAGGCACCGUCCUCAUGGAGAAGGACAAGCCUCACGAGGGCUCCAGGCCGGUGCGGGCCAUCUUCGUGUCUGACGGGCAAAUCCUAACCACCGGUUUCAGCCGCAUGAGUGAGAGACAGGUGGCGCUGUGGGACCCGAACAAGUUCAGCGAGCCGCUCACUCUGCAGGAACUCGACACUAGCAGUGGAGUUCUGCUGCCGUUCUUUGAUCCGGACACGGGCAUCGUUUACCUGUGUGGAAAGGGUGACAGCAGUAUUCGGUACUUUGAGGUGACAGACGAGGCUCCGUAUGUGCACUAUCUGUCCAUGUACAGUAGCAAAGAGAGUCAGAAGGGAAUGGGCUACAUGCCCAAGAGAGGACUGGAGGUCAACAAGUGUGAGAUUGCCAGAUUCUACAAACUGCAUGAGAGAAAGUGUGAGCCCAUCGUCAUGACUGUACCACGCAAGUCCGACCUGUUUCAGGAGGACCUGUACCCUGACACGAUUGGUCCGGAGCCGUCGGUCGAGGCUGAUGAUUGGUUCUCGGGUGAAGAAGGGAAACCAAUCCUGAUCUCUCUGAAGGACGACUUCGUCGCCACCACCAAGACCAAAGAGUUUAAAGUCAUCAAGAGCCUCUUGUCCCCUACAUCAGCCCCCGUGGGACAGGGACACAUCAAUGGAGGGGAUCUUCAGUCUCUGCAGAAAGAGGUGAAGGAGUUGAGGGAGUUGGUCGAGCAGUUGACGAAGCGAGUGAGCCAGUUGGAGAGUUGAAGAAGAGAAAACUAAUAUAAAAGCUAGAACAGAGAGAGAGAGAGAGAGAGAGAGAGGUAAAAGAGUGUAGAAGGAAGAGUGAAAACUUAAAGCUUUUAUAUAAACAUUAUUUUUCCUUUUUUUCCGAAACCUCUUUUUAAUAAUGUUAGAACAUUUAAAAUAAAUACCAUCGAUAUUUUAAAUAAAAUUGUUCCUUGUGUCUGAAAAUGACUGAAGUCACACAUCCACGUCCAUGAAUUCCCAUAACAGCUAGCUGUACUGAUGCUUCGUGCAAAGUAUUGGCUCCCCCUCUACUCUAUCGGUUACUCGAGUACAGAACAGACAGUAAAAUGAGCUACAUAUUGACACGUGGGUCUGAGUAACGUUCCAACAUUCAUUUCUUACAUCAAUAACAACCCCCCCCCCCCACCACCACCACCAACACCACCACCACCACGUAAAGCACUUCGAGUGUCUAGAAAAGCGCUGUAUAAAUAUAACCGUAAAAAAACGUUCAGAAAAUCUUUCAUAUUUUCCAGAUUCUUAACCACUAUUUUCUGAAAUUCAGUAUAAACAGAUUCCGUAAUAAACAGGAAACAGAAUCACCACCAAAAGGUAAGAUUUUAGAUUUUAUUUAUUUCCAUAGUAGAAUAACAAAAACCGUAGUAAUAAAAUGUAAAAUAAGUAAAUAAAUGAAGUACCAUAUAUUUAGUACAAAUUUUCUGAAUUAUCGAGUCAAUACAGAAACACUUUAGAUUUCCAAACAUUACUUUUCCAAAAAAAAACCCCAGACAGUCUCCAGACGUCCUGCAGCAGAGUCUCCGGCAUGUUCAGUAAAACAUAUCACCUCGUUUCCUUAUAAAACUUACAACGUGAGACCACUGAUGUUUUUUUUUAAAGCAAAAGGUCAUCACACCAAAUACCCACCUCGUUUUCGUUUAGUUGAGACAUUCGCACGGGACUGUGUGUCUGUACAGGGAGUCUGAAAAAGCCCGAACCAACAGGAAUAUGUUGAACAAAAUCUGCACGUAGAUGACGAGUGAACCGAGCGGAUUCGUGUCAGCAGUUCGCUCGGCCCUGGACACUGGAACUCGGAAAGACGGAACGUUUUUUUUUAUGUCUUACACACGAGUGAAAGAGAAGAGCGGUGCCUGAUGUGGAAAAGAUUUUAUAUUUAUUGAUAACAAACAAAAACAGAAAUGAUGUGAUUUUAAAAUUCUUUCAUAUACUUUAAGUUAAAUUAAUUAAAAGUGGACAUGACAGA
Molecule: messenger RNA, 3231 nt
Organism: Ictalurus punctatus (channel catfish)
Lineage: Eukaryota; Metazoa; Chordata; Actinopteri; Siluriformes; Ictaluridae
Gene: coro1a
Product: coronin, actin binding protein, 1A
Exons: 11
Coding region: 594-1988 (464 amino acids)
Biological process (GO): cell migration; actin filament organization
Molecular function (GO): actin filament binding
Source: RefSeq, a predicted model, not a curated record